This is a messenger RNA of Pseudogymnoascus destructans, 771 nucleotides long. RefSeq lists its product as uncharacterized. Gene Ontology annotation, molecular function: RNA binding. The record is from RefSeq and is a predicted model, not a curated record. Gene Ontology annotation, biological process: mRNA splicing, via spliceosome. Gene Ontology annotation, cellular component: precatalytic spliceosome; U2 snRNP; catalytic step 2 spliceosome. Lineage: Eukaryota; Fungi; Ascomycota; Leotiomycetes; Thelebolales; Thelebolaceae. The coding region runs from base 1 to 771 and encodes 256 amino acids. The transcript is spliced from 2 exons.
AUGAAUAGUAUACGCCAAGUCCAAGAGCUGAACAGGAGAGAGCUAGAAAAUGGAGUUUCCCCAGAGGCGUCAUGGCAUUCCGACUACAAAGACACGGCGUAUAUCUACAUAGGAGGGCUACCGUUCCAGCUAUCUGAGGGCGACAUCAUAACUAUUUUUUCUCAGUAUGGCGAACCGACGUUUAUUAAUCUUGUGCGCGACAAAGAAACAGGAGAAUCUAAAGGAUUUGCUUUUCUGAAAUACGAAGACCAGAGGAGUACAGACCUUGCCGUUGAUAACCUCGGUGGCACAAAAAUCAUGAACAGAGUCCUGAGAGUUGAUCAUACAAGAUACAAGAAGCAGGAUGAGGAGCCAGAUAAAGGACUUGUCCUAGACGAUGAAGGCAUACGCUCGAAUAUAAACGACUCUGCGGGGCCCAAUAACCACGAGAAGGAGAGAGAACGACUGAUGUCGAAGGAGGAAAGUGAGCUUAAGGCUCUCGAAGACGAACAUGACGAUGAAGACCCCAUGAAAGAAUUCCUCAUUCGUGAGAAAAGGGAAGGGGUUGCAACGAGGUUGCGUCGAGGUCAAGAUGAGAAACCUAGAUCCCGGGACCACAGAGAGAGGCACCACCACCGGAGUCGUCGCUCUUCCAGGUCACGUAGUCCUAGAGAAAGGGCUCACCACUCUCGCCAGGAUAAUGCUAGAAAGAGGUCACGUUACGACAGCCACAGGACCGUACGUGAAGAUGAAGAGGUAAAAUAUGCACGUGGGUGGAAGGACAAGUUCUAA